Messenger RNA from Porites lobata, 6999 nucleotides. The record is from the annotation of a GenBank genome assembly. NCBI's taxonomy places the organism in Eukaryota, Metazoa, Cnidaria, Anthozoa, Scleractinia, Poritidae.
AUUUUACAUGAAGAGAACUAUGCCACCAAGCCUUGCUCCAAUAUGGCGGCAGUUGGUGGAAGGAGUUUGGUUGGGCGUCUGGCAUUAGUUACAGGUAAGCUUUUGUUUUGUGAUGCUAAUAAGGUCUCUCUUAGGAUUAAUAAAUGGAGAGAAAGAUUUUUAAGGUCUCCUUCAUCCUUUUUUCUUCACAGAGGCAAUUUUUAGGGCCUGCACUCACAUAGGGCUAUUGCAUUUUAAUAACAUCCAUACCCUAGCCUUCUGUUGAGGCCUGCAGAAUUAAAUAACAAUGCAUUCACCCCUGAAAACUUCCAUAAAUUAUCGGUCUACCCCUGAAGAAUUUCAUGUAAAUGCGAUUUUUUCUAUAAAAGUUGCUUGAAUUAAUAGUUCACCAACAACAUCAACAACAACAUUUUUAUUUCCACUGUAGACAACUAAAAGAAUAUACAAGAAAUAUAAUUAUUAAUUUAGACAUAACCAAACUUCUGGUUAAGUACAUCUGUGAAACAGCACAGAAAAUUCUUGUUCUGAGCCACUUGGGUACCAGAAUUUGAGUAUGCACCGUUAUUGCGAAGGGUGUAAUUUGCAGGUUGCAGGUCAGGGUUCAAAAAGGUUUAUGGCUGACGUUUCGCUACCUCCCCUAAAACAGGACAUUACAUUGAUGUUUUGGUGAUUUCAUACAUGUAGGUGUCUUCACUGGGUCACACGCAUGCGCAAAACCUGAAAUAUCAGAUCUCAGUUCUUUAAAUUGAUUCCCAGACCUUUCGAGACAAGAAGGAAGGUUCUAAAAUUUUUUGGAGGGGAUUAGAUUUCACCACCCUCUUUAUCAGAAUUCUAAAUUCAAGUGCAGCCAGAACUCGUUAUCAUAUUCAGGGCUGUCACUAAGACGUGGGGGCCGGGGAUUUUCCCCGGCUAGUAUGAACGCGGCUCCCGGCUACUUUUAAAGGAAAACGGAAGAAAAAUAGAAAGAAAAGAAAUCCCUAGCUGUUUGAUUCCCCGCCUACUUUUUGUAUUUGCCUGGCAACUAGAAAUCUUAGUGACAACCCUUUUUGUUUUGUCUCGUCACUUCACAAAAAAGAAAAUAUGAAUGGUAAAAAACUGGAUGUUGAAAUUUCUGGUGGUUAAUGAUCUACUUUCCUCAUGCUGGCUAUCCAUGGCAUGGACCCAACAUGGAUUUUUUUUAAUGGUAUGUGAACUGGCCUUGUUUGUUUCUUUUUCCUAUUAAACUGAUAUGACACUUUAUUUUUUGUAUAAUUGAGUUGCACAGAUAAAUAUGUGACACCAUGGCUGUAUGAUUUCCUAGUUAGGUAUGGCAGUAGCGAUAGUGAUGGGGAACUGGUCUUUUCUGGGAGAAGAUGCUAUUUUCAUAGACCUCUUAUGAAUCAUUUCCAGUAACCAAUCGUCACAGUGUCACGCGUAUGUUAUUGCAGAUUUUGUGUCAAAUUACAUCACUGGCCCAUCAGUGAAUGUAUGCAUUGCUCUCUUGGGAUACCUUCUUUUUGUUUUGUCUUUUUAAAAGCGUGGCACAUCCAGUGUGACCUUGUGUCAUUAUAACCAAUUCUGACCUGCAAUCUGCAACCUGCAACCCUAACCUGCUGCCUGCAACCCGCAAAUUACACCCUCCGCCAUUAUUGGCCUGCUAAAAUAGCCAUUGUCAGUUUGCCAAUCAGAUUAAAAGGAAAUUUGAAACGAAUUUCCGGUAAUUUGUUGAAUCUGUUAGAGGCCGGGAACAAGACUGUCCAGGUUUAGAUUAUGUCUGCAAUGCAGGCUUAAUGUUUUUCAAAUCAAAAAAUUAUUAAUGAUGCAUUUGUGUCUGAAGGUGGUGCUAGUGGAAUUGGUCGGGCUGUCUGUCAAGCUUUAGCCACAGAAGGAGCCGGCAUCAUUGUAACAGAUCUAAACAGUCAAGGGACUCAGGAAACACUAGACAGCUUAUCACAACAUGCCAGCUUAAAACACAAAAACUAUUCUUUAGACGUGUCAAGUGGAGAGGAAAUACAUAAGGUGUUAGAGUAUAUUAUAAGCGGGUAUAAGAGGCCGCCGUGCAUUUUAGUCAAUUGUGCUGGCAUCACUAGUGAUGAAUUCUUACUGAAAAUGGAUGAGGAAAAGUUUGAUAAAGUCAUUAAAGUCAAUCUCAAGGUGAGUGGCUUUUGACCAUCCAUGCAAAUGGCAUUAAAAAAAUUAACAUUUACUCUUCAAUCAUUUUGUUAAAGACUCAGGCCUAUUUGAUUUCAGUCAAUGUGCAGAACUGCUGGCUUAUAUAUCUUAGAUAUAAGCAUACUUCUUUAGCACAAGAAAGCUAAUAACUAAACUGGAAUGAUGCAAAGAAAAGCACAAGAACAAGCAAGAAAAACAUGCUGCUAUGUUGGAUUCAUCUUUUUUUUUUCAGUUCUUUAGUGCCAACAUUAAUAACUACCAAAACAUUUAAGUGUGUUUAUGCAUAUGCUUGCAUCAUACUCUUUUUAUGCUAUAUACAGGGCUUCUGAUAUUUCGCGGAAAAAAAAGCAAGAUUUCGCGGGAUUUUCAGGGGCAAAUUCGCGGAAAAAUCGGCCGAUUUCGCGGGAUUUUCGCGGGGAAAAAGUCAAAAUUCGCGGAACAAUUGGCUGAUUUCGCGGGAUUUUAGCGGAAAUACCUGAAUUUCGCGGCUCCGCGACCGCGCGAAAUAUCAGAAGCCCUGUAUAUAAACCAAGAUCUCUUUUAAUAACAUCAGUCAUUAAAAUUCUGGGGAUUCCUUGCUAUUAUAUAGGUUAAAAAUGGAUCAGAAACAGGUGAAAAAUAAUGUAGAUAAGAAAGAAUGACGUUGCAGUGUCAUCUUGACACCAGUUUCAAUAUUUAUGGUUGACAAACUUAAAGUGAUGACAAAUCUAACGUCAAGCAGACUGUAAAAAUAGAAUAAUAUUUGGUUCCUGUAAUAUUUUUUUAAAAAACUGACUUCUCGUGUUGUUUACAUGGCUGAUCUGCCUCUCUUUCCAGGGGACAUUUUUGAUGACUCAAGCUGUUGCAAAAGUUAUGGUUGAUCAAGGUGUUAAAAAUGGUUCUAUUGUGAAUUUGGCGAGUAUAGUAGGCAAGGUGAGAAAAAUUUAUAUGGUGUGCUGUGCAGUAGAACCAAUUGCCUGAAAGUCAAUGGGGAGUUUUAGCAUCAACAAAGGUAACGGCAACAAGAACGUCAAAACAGCAAGGAUUAUUAAGCAAAACAACAAGUUUGCAUGUGCAUCGCGCUUUUUUGUACAUUUCUUUGCUGUUGCUGCAUGACUGCGAUGGAAAAUGCCUAAUUUCACGUUUUAUCAAGGAUAUAACAAGUGACGAGGAAAGUUUCUUUCUCUUUCUAAGCUUGAGUGUGGUCCCCAAGAAAUCAACUCUAAGGAAAGUUUGCCUACAUUAGACAUUUUCAGUGAAUUGGAAUAAACGUGAUAAAGUUUGAAAAACGCUAAUUCAUUUUAAAAGUGACGUUUUCACUGCCGUAGCCGUCAUCAUUGCUAAAACUCCCUAUUUAACAGUUUCAUUCAGGCUACGUUCACACAGUACCGCUUGAAUUUUCAAUGACAGUUGAAAAAUUUGACCGGACACUUUGCUCACACAAAACCGUUCAAUAUUUUUGCACUGUUCACACAGAACUGUCAAACCGUAAUAUUUCCAAGCAAAGCCAUUAAUAACACAACUCAUAAAUCCAUGUUUGCAAUAUGUAUUUGUCACAGGAUGGAAAGACAGUGACUUUACAGCUAUGUGGAUUAACAGCUUUUUCUAGUAAAAAUUUACCGCAAUCUCUCCCAAUGAUCAACAUAAUGAUUCUUACAACUGCUGAAGUAGACUUCAGUUCUGUCUUAUGGAUAUUUUCCAUAUGAUCAUUGCCAUAUUGCUAAGUUCAGACUGCUGGCCUUUUUUCUGCAACCAUAACAAAAAAAAGCUGCAUGGAGUACUAAUCAACUACAAUAAUCCAGGUAAGUGGGCAAAAUGCUGUCAUGCAAGGUGACUUUUGAGCAAAAUGACCACAAUUCCACCAUGAGUAACCCAAAACUCCAGUCCUCAACUUAUCCUACAACUGCAUCAAUAUGAUCAUGUCUUUGAAAACAUUCUUCCUUUACAAUACCAGGUUGGAAAUCUUGGUCAGGUUAAUUAUGCUGCUUCUAAAGCUGGUGUCGAGGGACUCACUAGGUCAUGUGCCAAAGAACUUGCUAAGUAUGUGUCUCACAGUUCAUAUUGAUUUUGGGUGGGUAGCAGGAAAGUUGCAGAAAGGAGAGUAUUUGAAUGUUUUGCUUUCUACACUGUACCAGCCUGUAGUACCCUAAGAAUAAUCAUUUACUGGAUGACAAGAGUUACAUUGAUUUUGGCAAGAAUGGUUUUUAAGGUUGCAGUUUGGGUUCCCAGGUUCAUUGGGUCUUCUAAGUAUUUUCUUCUUUGGAGUGUGGAUGUAUUCCCCUAACUAGCCAUGAAGAUUAAUCUAGCUUGACCAGAAUGUGAAUUCCACAAUAAGUCAGUGGCAUAAAUUAAUAGUUUGCUGUGAAAUUCAGGGAACCAUGAACACCUGAAAUUCUUUCUGGACUGUUUUUGUGUUGCAAGGAAAACCCAAUCAGGCAUGAGAAAACUUUAGCUACAAGUAGAAACAGUAAUUAGUGUGUGAUUUUGUGGCCUGUUUGCAUCUCCUGAUCAUUAUUGUGAUUGGUUACAGUACAAUAAACGUUCCUGCAAUAUUUCAAGUGUUCACUGUUCUCUGGGUUGGACAGUAAGUGUAACUUAGGUGUGUUAAAGACAAAAUAAUACUAUUUUUGUUUUCAAUGAAGUUCUGUUAUCAACUGAUGUAAUUUUAACAAAUUGCUAACAGGUUACAUUGCUUUUGCUUUGUGUGUGUCUCAGGUUUGGUGUUAGAUGUAAUGCUGUUCUACCUGGUUUCAUUGAAACUCCGAUGACUGAGGCUGUCCCUGAAAAAGUCAUAGAAAAGGUGUGUGACCAUUGGUUUAGUUUUAACAUUUUCACUCCCAAAAGUGGUCAUAUUUAAAAUUCAACAAAAUUUCCAAGUUUUAAUUUGUGUAAUGUUGAAAUAUAAACUGGGGCACCCAUCGAGAAUAUAGUUCAAAACCACUUAAACAUAGGAUUGUUUAAUGUAUUUUAGUAUUUAAACGGUAGAUGUUGGCAUAUUUUUAUCCCCAACAAAUUUUUCAUCUGUUCGGAUUUCCUAGCUGAAAGUCUAGUGAUCCGAAAAUUAUAGGGAUGAAAACUUACCUUUUCGAAAAUUUGAGCCAGAAAAAAGGCUCCCGAAAAUUCUAGGUGACCUUUUUAGGGUAAAAAUCCGUUGAAAAUGGGCAAUUAUACCAUUUUUUAGAUGUUCGAAAAUCCUAGGAGAGGCAGGCAAGCAAGAAAUUUUACAACAAAUGUUCCGAAAAUUCUAAAUCUCAAAUCGUGUUCCGAACAGAUAUUUUCCGAAAAUUGACGUUGGGUGCCCCUGUAUAAAGCAAUAGUAUCACAUGAAAUUACUGCCAAAGAGGUUUCUUUUGACUGGUCACACCAUAGAAUUUCGUCCAAAGAAUCAAAAAAUAGAACUACAUACUAAAUACAUUGUAAACAGUACCAUGUGAAAGUACUGCUAAAGAGGUUUCAUUUGAAUGGUAACACCAUAGGAUUUCGUUCACAAAAACAAAAAAGUUAGAACUACAUACUAAAUAAACAGUAUCAUGUGAAAGUACUGCUGAAGAGGUUUCAUUUGAAUGGUAACACCAUAGUAUUUCAUCCGCAGACUCAAAAGUUAGAACUACAUACUAAAUAAAUAGUACCAUGUGAAAGUACUGCUGAAGAGGUUUCAUUUGAAGGGUAACACCAUAGUAUUUCAUCCGCAGACUCAAAAGUUAGAACUACAUACUAAAUAAAUAGUACCAUGUGAAAGUACUGCUAAAGAGGUUUCAUUUGAAUGGUAACACCAUAGGAUUUCGUUCACAAACUCAAAAGUUAGAACUACAUACUAAAUAAACAGUACCACGUGAAAGUACUGCCGAAGAGGUUUCAUUUGAAUGGUAACACCAUAGGAUUUGGUCCAAAGAAUCAAAAGUUAGAAUUACAUACUAAAUAAAUAGUACCAUUGAAAACACCGUAGGAUUUCCUUCACAAACUCAAAAGUCAGAACUACAUACUAAGUAAAAAGAACAAUGUGAAAGUACUGCUUAAGAGGUUUCAUUUGAAUGGUAACACCAUAGGAUUUCAUUCACAAACUCGAAAGUGAGAAACACCUUACAAGAUUUCAUUGGUCAUUCUGGUUGAAUCGGUUCAUUCCCAUGAGUUUCUAGUGACAAAAGCAGUUAACUAAAAAUUUUGAUUUAACAAAAUGAUUCCUAAAUAUAUUCUAUUUCAUUUUUCUAGUUAAAGAAACAGAUUCCAAUGUUCAGACUUGGCCAACCAUCAGGUUAGAACAGUGAACCUUUGAUUAAUUUGAAGAGUUUGUGAUGUGUGAGUUUCUUUGUUUCCAUAUGUUUUACUUUACAGACCAUAAAAGGCCAUUCACAAAUGAACUUGGUGCACUGGUAUAGGAUGGCUUAUCAUCUGUCCUUGUAGUACUGAAAUGACACUUGAGCCUCUCAUCUUGUUUGAUAACUUUCUGUCAACGACAGUUUUAGUUACCACUAAAUUCAACCCAGGGCACCUCUGUAAAUUUUGAUGGUACACUCAGGUCUUUGCUGCCUGUGCCACAGACGAAACUAAACUGUUGUUAAGUCCGUCUGCGAAACAGCGCCAAAAUUCUUGUUCUGUGUAGGAUUUGAGUACGCGUUCUUCUUGCGUUCUACCUUUUCCCUCUGUUACUUCAGAGUGAGAUACAGAUGAUAUGCUUUCAUAAACGUUGACGAAACAGUUCAAAAAGGACUUAACUUCGUCUUUUUUCUAUUUCUUUUGCUUUUGUUGGUGAUGAAUUUCUUAGACGUAGCUGAUGUGGUAACCUUCCUUGCAUCUGACAGAAGCAGUUAUAUCACGGGCGCAAGCAUUGAAGUUACAGGUACGGUUUAUAUGUCAAUAGAGAUGUUGUAG